UGCACCCUAUUGCAAAUAUCGUCUCUAUGGCUGGUAACAUGCUGCAGGAGUUUUUGAUAGCAGAAGACAAGGAACCAGUGAAACCUCUCCCUCCCAUCUCGCACCAGUGGCGUCCACCUGAGCUGAAUCAGUACAAAGUGAACUUUGAUGCUGCUGUAUUCAGAACCACAAAUUCGGCUGGAAUUGGAGUUAUUGUUCGAGAUUGGAGGGGUGAACUUGGUGCGCUGUGGCUCACUCCAUCGCUGAUAUGGAGGCUUUGGCAGGCUGAGUUUGGGCUUCAAACAGUUGUUUUUGAAGGGGAUUCAACUAUGGUUAUCAAUGCCAUAGACCAAGGCAAUGCUGGAUUCUCAACCUAUGGAAACGUCAUUGAAGACAUACGCUGUCAAGCCGUGCUUUUUCAGUCCUCUGUGUUCAACCAUGUUAAUCGUUCUUGUAACUGUGUUGCUGUUGCUUUAGCAAAAAAAGCUAAAAGGGGUUGGGGUCCCAGGUGUGGCUUGUUGAUCCACCUGAGGAUAUUACCUCUCUUUUGCUAUUUGAUGUCCAUUGAACAUGCUUUAUUAAUAUUAGCCCAGACUUCUUGUCUGGUUUCUCAGAAAAAAAAGGUCUAAGUCUCACCUAUGCCUCAACACAAGCAUCACAUGGGAUGAUGAGGUGUAAGAUGUUAACCUAACAUUGCAAAAUAAUUACAGUAUUUGUUGAUUUCUAUUAGUGACAUUAUUAACUUUACGAAUUUUGUUGUCAAUCACAAUAAAAAAGCUUUUCCUCUUCAUUCUUUGUUCUUUAAAUUGCAAGGAGUCUCAUUGACAGCUCUAAUCAAACAUAUGGUGGGCAAUCCAUUCAUAAAUGUACACUUAAGAGAAAAAGAUAGUGCAACAAUUAAUAGAACUUGAAUUAAGAAGAAAGACAGCG
This is a messenger RNA of Quercus lobata, 909 nucleotides long. RefSeq lists its product as uncharacterized. The transcript has a single exon. Bases 27 to 608 code for a protein of 193 amino acids. NCBI's taxonomy places the organism in Eukaryota, Viridiplantae, Streptophyta, Magnoliopsida, Fagales, Fagaceae. Gene Ontology annotation, molecular function: nucleic acid binding; RNA-DNA hybrid ribonuclease activity. The record is from RefSeq and is a predicted model, not a curated record.